Molecule: messenger RNA, 803 nt
Organism: Nezara viridula (southern green stink bug)
Lineage: Eukaryota; Metazoa; Arthropoda; Insecta; Hemiptera; Pentatomidae
Source: the annotation of a GenBank genome assembly
AAAUAGAUCAAAACACAAUAAAAGUUAGAUAUAUAAAUUUUUACGUAUGUAUGUUUAGAAAUUUCUCAGACAUGCCUGAGAAUAUUUCAUCAAUAAAUAAACUUCUAUUUUGUAACAUCCAACAUGUGACAAAAAUAUCUGUCAUUUGUUUAUUAAAAUUUAUCAUUUUAUUGUCAGCUUCAAAUUACUCUCUGGACUGGACGCAACUGAAGAAGUUCCUCAGAGCGACUUCUUCAGGGAUCGUGCUUGACAUGGAUGUAGAGGACCACUGGUACAUCGUCGUCCCUGCGGACACGAAGCCAUCUGCCGAAGAAUCUCCUAUAUCCGGGACCUGGAGGGGGUUGGGAACCGGCGGUGGUACUGGAGAUGUAGAGGAGAUAAACACCUGCGAAGAAACCGAUAGUCAAAGCGAGUCUCUUGUACGAACUGUUCCAAAACGGCAUUCCUUUCGUCAGCUCUUUUCUUCCAUUAUCUUCCUUCAGAUAAUAACCUAAUUCAUACACUACAAUCUGUCACAGAUAAAAUAUUUUUUUUUAUUUAUCAGUAAACUAUAUUAAAACUUUUAUUAUUUUAUUUUAUUUUUGAUUUUUAUUAAAAACUAAAAGUAUUGCUAUAACAUUCAAUAAAAUGUUCAAAAAGUUAACAGCUGGAACAACACUAGUAUGUAAACUAAGUUUACAUGGUUCAUGUUAAAAUCUACUUUUAUAAAAUUAUCUACAAGAUUGUUUCAUUAAUAAAUAGUUCAGAAAUUUAAAUAGAAUUUAAGAUCAAUUGAUCCAGAGAAAUAAUAAGUUAAUGAAAUG